GGAAUAACAUUGAAUCUUCAAAAGGAACGAAACACUUAAGUGGAUCGAAAACCUAUGAAUCAGUUUGAACUUCGAAAUUCUCUGCUUCCACUGGAAACGAAUGGAAUUUUUGGCGGAUAAAUGGAAGGUUUCGAUUCUCUAUCUUGGAUUUAUCUAUUCGAUUAUCUUUCUCCUUCAUUCUCUCGUUUUCCAGAAGUUACUUCUAGGAUAUGAACCUGUUCGCAUCAAGAGGAACUCGGAUCUUCCUCUCCGUUUCCGUUCCGAUGGAACCUUCAAGAUUCUCCAGGUGGCCGAUAUGCAUUUUGCGAAUGGAGUUAAUUCGCGGUGUCGGGAUAUGAUGGAUUCGGAGUUCAAAUACUGUUCGGAUCUUAAUACGACGCGGUUUUUCAAGAGGAUGGUUGAUGCUGAAAAGCCUGAUUUCAUUGCAUUUACAGGUGACAACAUAUUUGGGCCAAGUACUUCUGAUGCUGCCGAAUCUUUGUUUAGAGUUUUUGGUCCUGUUAUUGAAUAUCAAAUUCCAUGGGCGGCCAUUUUGGGGAACCAUGAUCAAGAGUCUACAAUGACUCGAGAAGAGUUAAUGUCUUUCAUUUCCCUCAUGGAUUAUUCAGUAUCACAGACCAACCCACAACUCAGCCACUUUCCUUCAACUGGAAAUCAGAUUUUACAAAACAUCGAUGGUUUUGGGAAUUAUGAUAUCAAUGUAUAUGGUGCUCCGGGUUCUUAUUUGGCGAAUUCCAGCAUCCUCAAUCUUUACUUUCUGGACAGUGGAGAUAGAGAUAUAGUGCAAGGAGCCCAAACAUAUGGAUGGAUCAAGGAAUCGCAGCUUCAGUGGCUCAGAGACGUUUCUCAAAGAUUUCAGGGCACAAAUCGGGACCUUUUUCCCUCAACGGAUGCUUCUUCCCAAGGGAAGCCUCCAGCCCUGACGUUUUUUCACAUACCAAUCCCAGAAGUUCGGGAUCUUUAUUAUAGAAAGAUCGUUGGCCAAUUUCAGGAGGGCGUGGCAUGUUCUUCAGUGAACUCGGGAGUUUUACAAAACUUAGUCGCCAUGGGAGAUGUGAAAGCUGUGUUCAUGGGUCAUGACCAUUCCAAUGAUUUCUGCGGGAAUCUUGAUGGAAUAUGGUUUUGUUAUGGUGGAGGGUUUGGAUAUCAUGGAUACGGAAGGCCCGGGUGGUCGAGGAGAGGUCGGGUGAUCGUGGCAGAACUUGCUAAGGGCGAGAGGAGCUGGAUGGGAGUUGAGAGGAUCAGGACAUGGAAGCGACUAGACGACGAAAAGCUGACCAAGAUCGAUGAACAAAUUCUGUGGGAACGUGAACAAUCAGCUCAAUAAGUGUGCUUCUUGUUUGUAUUACUCUGCAUUCCAACCCAACCAUGUUUGUACCAUACAUUUGUGUCACUAUGAACAGGAGGAUCUUUGUACUCUAGAAUGCUGAGAUAUUGUAUUUGUCAAGAGGAUUGUAAUUUAAGGCAUUAUGUUUCAUUACUUGGAACGAUUAAAGCUCGGUUGAGCCUUGCUUGCUUUUUUCUAAUAUGUUAUUGAGAAAAUUUGAAUUUUU
Messenger RNA from Cucurbita maxima (winter squash), 1553 nucleotides. RefSeq names its product probable inactive purple acid phosphatase 28. Lineage: Eukaryota; Viridiplantae; Streptophyta; Magnoliopsida; Cucurbitales; Cucurbitaceae. The coding region runs from base 101 to 1327 and encodes 408 amino acids. The transcript is spliced from 4 exons. Gene Ontology annotation, molecular function: hydrolase activity, acting on ester bonds. Gene Ontology annotation, cellular component: cytoplasm. The record is from RefSeq and is a predicted model, not a curated record.